CGAGUCGGAGCUGUUAAACUAGGAGGAGUCGUGCAGCAUUUUCCGGAUAAUAGUCAUUCUAUCCACGUUGCUAGUCAACACUGGGGCAGUUUCGGCGGCGGCUGGCAGCCUUCUCGACUUUGUUCAUGCAGGGAAAGAGCAUUCUUAAGAUUGAGGGGCAUAAUCAGCCGCCUGUGUCCUGCGAGAAGGGUUUCUCGCAUGGGCGCGUUGCCCGGCACGCUUGACAAAGUUUUUCUUCUCUAUUCACCGCACAGGCACUAUUACCGCACUACGUAUGUGAAUUUGGAACAGUUGAAUUUCUUCUUGUCGAAACCCAAGUAUAUUUCUCCGCAACAAACCGCGAAUCUUUAACGAUCUUGCUUCGUUCCGCCACACCACCCCCGGGUAGCAACAAUGGAGACCAGAAAGAGGAAGCGUAUAGUCUCGAUUAAUGAUUACGAGCUCCCGCGCAAGCGAACUCGUAGUCAAAAGACACUACCCAAGCUCACUGCCUCUGAUGACAAUAAGGCAGCAACUGACAAAGACCCUGGUAUUGCGGAUCCUGCGCCCCCCUCUACUGCAAUGGUCACACCAUCUCUAUCUCCUGCCAAAUUGGAUCCUAAACCCAACACCACAUCUAAAAGCAAGAAGACAACCAAGAUCGUACUCAAAAUAGCCCCUAAGAAGCUUGUUGGAUCUGAAAAGGCACCCGCGAAACAGUCGUCUGUUGUACCUAUGUUGACGAGUCGGACUCCAACCACGAACACCUCUAAAAAGGAACUCUCCGUCGCUACUGAUACCCCUUUGAAAGCCCCCUUACCUGUACUGCCAAUGUCUUCGUCUGGGCUAUCUGUUGCGGAUAAAGAUGUUGUAAAACGUCAAAAAGCCUUCAUGCAGAAAGAACAGCGACUCGCCCGCGGAGGAGAGGGAGUGGAUUUCCUUCUUCGAUUACCAACCUCUAGCUUCAAAUACGUCACCAAGACAGGCAAACUCUCUCAGAAUAUCCGCUACAGAUCUUCUUCCCCCGCCCCCGAACAUCCUAAAAUCCAGGAAGCAGGAAAAAACGGCACAAUGACCCGUGAGAAGGACUACUGGUACCGAGGAAUGCCCCGCAACGUGAAAAUACCUACAGCCGGAAUACCAUCGGACAAGUCUUAUGCUACCCUUCAUGCCGAUUCCGAGGACGCGUUUCACUCUAGGCCUUCUAUCAAGCUUUUUGUUCCUGACAUUCUGAAGGCGAUGCUAGUUGAUGAUUGGGAGAACAUCACAAAGAACAACCAACUUGUCCCCCUCCCUCAUCCUCACCCGGUGACGAAGAUCCUCGAGGACUACGCUGCUUAUGAGACCCCGAAGCGCCCUGGCGGCUCCUCUCACGUGGAUAUCCUUGAGGAGACCUUGGCGGGCCUGAAAGAGUACUUCGACAAGUCCCUUGGCCGUAUUCUCCUCUAUCGAUUCGAACGUGCCCAAUAUGCAGAAAUGUACCAGAAGUGGAUAUCCGAAGACCCCGAGUAUCAAGGCAAGACUGCAAGUGACACCUAUGGUCCUGAGCACUUGAUGCGCCUAAUUGUGUCCUUGCCGGAGCUUGUUGCUCAGACAAACAUGGACCAGCAAUCGGUCAACCGUCUACGCGAGGAACUAGUCAAGUUCUGCACCUGGCUGUCUAAGAACACAACAGAGUACUUCGUCAGCCAUUACGAGUCCCCCCCUCAGGACUACAUCCAGAAGGCCAAGGAUUGAUUUGGUGGCGGUCAUUUGGCUCUGUUGAUGAUUCCUACUACCUGCAAUUCUUCAUUUAGCAUAUUCCGCCAAGCAUUGUCUUCUCAAGGGACGAAGACCGAAAUACCAUUUGCCGCACCGAUAUCUUUGGCACCUCUAGCUCUGGAACGUUAUUUUCGGUUCCCCUUGUACAAAUACUAGAUUUCUUCUGGUCGAUGCGAAAAGCUUGCCGUUAGGGCGUUUUACUAGGUUACCUAACGUACCUAAUGUAACAGUGCCCCAGGAGAAAUGAUUCAUGCACUUGUAGCAUAAAGGAAGGAUAUUUGCGGUAUUGGUCUGGACGCGUACUUUGAGGUUGCAUUUGAUUUUGCGAUGGUUUUGUUUUCUUUUAAUAAUAAUAAUACAUUGGCAUUUCCUUACAUAGGUACCUUAGGUACUCUGAAGCACCAUGCUACGUUAAGUGACCGUCUAGCUUGAUUUAGGUACUAUUACAAUAUGUUCCUGCCUGCUAAACAGACCGGGGC
This is a messenger RNA of Daldinia decipiens, 2219 nucleotides long. Its product is annotated as MRG-domain-containing protein. Gene Ontology annotation, cellular component: NuA4 histone acetyltransferase complex; Rpd3S complex; nucleus. The transcript is spliced from 4 exons. Lineage: Eukaryota; Fungi; Ascomycota; Sordariomycetes; Xylariales; Hypoxylaceae. Gene Ontology annotation, biological process: chromatin organization; regulation of DNA-templated transcription. Bases 394 to 1716 code for a protein of 440 amino acids. The record is from RefSeq and is a predicted model, not a curated record.